AUGCCUAAUGAUAUUCGAGAUCUUCGGGAGGUCACAGUCGACGACGAGAAUGGACUUAUCUUCGAGAAGAAUGUCAGCAUACCUCUGAAAAUCUCAGAGCUUCCCAUUCGUUGCAACGUAUAUCGUCCAAUCGACUCGGACAAGGGCCAGAAGUACCCUGUCCUUGUAACUUAUGGUCCUUACGGAAAGGAUAUCUGGUACGGAGAUUUCCAUGCCAAGUCCUAUAGUGAUGUUCCUGAUGAACAUCGGUCAAAAUACGCUGCAUGGGAGACUCCUGAGCCUACUUUCUGGACCAAGAAUGGCUACGCAGUCGUUCGUGCCGAUGAGCGAGGACUCGGGCAAUCGCCUGGUCUACUUGACACCAUGUCUAGAGGAACGAGCGAGUGCUUCUUUGACGUGGUUGAGUGGGCAGCAUCUCAACCUUGGUCAUCAGGAAAGGUUGGCUUGUUGGGAAUUAGUUAUUAUGCCGGAAGCCAAUGGCGGGUUGCGGCCCGUCGACCCAAGGGCUUAGCCGCUAUUGUUCCAUGGGAAGGCAUGUCUGAUUACUAUCGUGACCGCUGUCGACAUGGUGGUAUCUUCUCCAACGAGUUCAUUCGGUUUUGGUGGAAUCGUCAGGUUAUCACAAAUCAAUACGGCCGCCCUGGUCGAGCCAGCGAUAAAUGGGGUGAGGAUACCAUUGAAGGAGAUCUUUCACAAGAUGAACUCAGCAUUGCCAACUGCCAAGAUCAGAACAUCGAUAAUGAACGCAACCGCUUUCGCAAUGAUGAUUACUACGCUUCGAAGGAGUACAACUUGGAAGAUAUCGAAGUUCCUGUUCUAUCAGUCGCGAACUGGGGAGGUAUUCUCCUGCACUUGAGAGGAAACGUGCAAGGCUACCUUUGGGCUGGCUCCAAGCACAAGUUUUUACGCUUCAUCGUUGGUCGCCAUGAUCUCCCGUUUUAUUAUCCCGAGGAGGUAGCCGUUCAAAGAAGUUUCCUUGACGCUUUCUUGAAGGGUCAGGAUGAUCAAGGCUGGACUACCGGACAGGUUCCGCCAGUGAGUCUACGUUUGCGUAAAGGCGACGUUGGCUUCAACAACCCCAAAGGAGAGAAGACAUUUCCUAUUCGUGAUGAGAACGAGUGGCCCAUCAAACGAACUCAGUACACCAAAUACUAUCUGGAUAGCGAUCUUGGUUUGGCGCCAUCCUUCUCCGACACAAAUAAAGAUGCAGUGGUUUCGUACAAAGCUCUCGGCUCAUUGAAAGACCCGCAGCUAGUACAAUUCACCACAACGGCGUUCGAAACUGAAAUCGAAAUCACCGGCCAUAUAGUUGCCCACCUGAAUAUUUCGGUCGAGAUGGCUGAAGCAGUUCAGGAUCCCGAUAUUGAUGUUUUUGUUACAGUCCGACAUUUAUCUCCUGAGGGCAAAGAGGUUUUCUACACAGGCUCAUCUGGAGAUAAUGUUCCUGUUUGCAAGGGAUGGCUUCGUGUAAGCCUGCGCAAAGUUAACGAAGAUCACCCCAAGAACCGACCAUGGCUACCUUUGCGGGAGUAUCUUUCAAGCGAUGUGCAACCUGUUACUAACAAGGAGAUUUAUCCGGUGGACAUCGAGCUCUGGCCAACCAAUGUCGUGGUUGAAAAGGGAGGCAAGUUGAUCUUCGAGAUCAGCUCUGGUGACACGCAGGGCUGCGGACUUUUCCAACAUACAAAUGCGGUGGACCGGUCGGCAUCUGUUUUUGCAGGCACCAACUUUAUACACUUUGGGGAUCAAUAUGAAAACUACAUUACUCUCCCAGUCAUUCCUCCACGGCAUUAG
This is a messenger RNA of Fusarium falciforme, 1794 nucleotides long. RefSeq names its product PepX-C domain-containing protein. Gene Ontology annotation, molecular function: dipeptidyl-peptidase activity. The record is from RefSeq and is a predicted model, not a curated record. The transcript is spliced from 5 exons. Bases 1 to 1794 code for a protein of 597 amino acids. Lineage: Eukaryota; Fungi; Ascomycota; Sordariomycetes; Hypocreales; Nectriaceae.